Lates calcarifer (barramundi perch) is the source of this 1760-nucleotide messenger RNA. RefSeq names its product MCL1 apoptosis regulator, BCL2 family member b (gene mcl1b). The coding region runs from base 159 to 995 and encodes 278 amino acids. Gene Ontology annotation, molecular function: channel activity; protein homodimerization activity; protein heterodimerization activity. The record is from RefSeq and is a predicted model, not a curated record. Lineage: Eukaryota; Metazoa; Chordata; Actinopteri; Centropomidae. The transcript has 3 exons. Gene Ontology annotation, cellular component: mitochondrial outer membrane. Gene Ontology annotation, biological process: positive regulation of apoptotic process; intrinsic apoptotic signaling pathway in response to DNA damage; extrinsic apoptotic signaling pathway in absence of ligand.
AACCUCACUUCCGACUCUUUGCCACUCCGCCAUGAAGAAUGAGUAGACGUUAGGGAAAGGGCUAGCUUUUUGUUAAACACAGGCUAGCGUAAAACGUUUACCACCUUAUUUUAUUUACCUUUACAAAUUUAGCGAAAGUUUGAAACCAAGGAAUUAAAAUGAAUAUCAUUCCAACAACGAAGCGGACCGCCCUCAUGAACUGUUUUAUUCUUCCUCAAAAUGGAGUCGCGGAGGGACUGCACUACAGCUCAGGAGAUUCCUCACCACAGAUCGCCAUGGGCUCAACUAUAGACUCUCGCAACGGGAAUGUUGGGUCCCCAAAGCGGCCCAAGAACUUGGAAGUCAGCUCAACAAAUGGGUAUCCAGCAAAAAGCCGUCUUGAGGACAGCGACGUCGACGACGGCUCUUUGCCGUGUACCCCGGAGCUGCAGUCGGACAGUGAAAUCGAUGUCUCCAGUUGUCCAGCAGGGGACGAAGUGUUGGAGAAUGAUACCAGGCAACUGAUUAGCCAGUUCAUGAGAGACUUUACUGGACUUUCGAAACCACGGUGGAAUAAAAGCAAAGCACUACCAACAAUGAAAAGAGUUGUGGACGGCGUUUUGGAAAAACACAGAUACGCAUACAACGGUAUGAUCAACAAACUGUCGUUGGAUGACAGAGGGGAUGAUGUGUCGUUUGUCAGCGUAGUAGCAAAGAACCUGUUCGGAGACGGCACCACAAACUGGGGUCGUAUUGCCAGCCUGGUGGCCUUCGGCGCAGUGGUGUGUCAGCACCUAAAGGAGAGGGGCAGGGUGGACUGUGUGGAUCUUGUGGGGCAGGAGAUCGCCACAUAUCUGCUGUCAGACCAGCGGGACUGGCUUGUGAAAAACAACUCCUGGGAUGGCUUUGUGGAGUUCUUUCACGUAUCAGACCCAGAAUCAACAGUGAGGAACACGCUCAUUGGCCUUGCUGGAUUUGCUGGUAUCGGGGCCACACUGGCUUUGUUGAUCAGGUGAAUUUGGACACUCUUAAGACUUGUGCUGAAAUGCUGGAAGCUUCUUCUGUCACAACCUUUGUGCAUUCAGUUUGGACUUAAGAAGAUGGAUAUCUUUGGGCUCCCUUCCACACACAUACAUUUUUCACUCACUGUUGGUGGCCAGAAAUGGACUUCACUUUCAGUAGUCAACCUUCAGAUGAUUAGGUUUUAUUUAAUUUACAAAGAAAUUUAUUUUUCUAAUAAAUGAAAAAUGCUACUAUGCAAAUUGAAAUGGUUAUGGUGGGAAGUCAGUUGAUCUGAUUUUUUUUUCUGAUUGUUUACCGUGUUCUUAAUUAUAUAGCAAUUACCCAGCAGCAAGAGUGUUUGUAUGCAAGGCCAAGGCAGGAAGGGAGAGCUGCAUUUUUCCAUGUCUUGCAGUCAUGAAGCCCAUUUCCAUAGAGCCCAUUGACAAGCCUCGGAUCAUUUGUAUGGAUUCAACUUUGUGAAGGGAGGCGGGGUGGAUUUGCAUUAGUGUAGCUCUGCUUCCUUGUUAGGAAAAUAUCGGAUCAGUACUAAAGGACAAGAGCAACCACAUGCAGGACAUUUGGCAGCACAGCAGCCUGGAAAGUUUGAGUCUGUGUGAAGAAAUGAUCAAGGACUGUUUGGAAGAAAAAGAUUGUGCUGUUCCAGUGCACCAAAGCUGACAGUUGGAGGAAGGAUAACACAGUGGUAUAUUAGUGCCGAUCCAGAUGUAAGCUAACAAAUUUGUAUAGGUUGAAACAAUAAAAAAGAAAAAUAUAAUUAA